UCUUGCAGAAUAUAAAGCAGACGAACUGGAAAAGUUUGUUCAGUGUUCUACUAGAAAUUCUGAGGAAAGUAACAGGGUUCGCUUGUAUUUAUCCUUGGACGAUUUGGAUGAGAUAACCUGGAGUGUCACCAUCCAAAGGUGUAAUAUAACCAUCAACACAGUGUCUCUGAAUGUAUCUGGCUGCCAGGGGAUUUCAGUAGUGGACCUUAAGCUAACGAACUGCUACCUGUUGCUCCUCACAAACAGAGGACUUUUUAUCAGUCAGGAUCUGCUGACCCCUGCCACAGGGCCUAUCAACUUCACAUUGCUGUUUCUUCCUGGCCUUGCAGAGGUGGACUACUCCUCAACCACACUGUGGUACUCGUCUCGGUGUGUGACAAAUCACUUGUAUUACUCAGAUGAUUACAUCAGUUUGAUCUCAAAUGAGGAACAAGGUAACAACCUCAAAGAUGGCGCUGUGGUGUCAGUGUUUGGACUGCAAGAAGGUGGUUUGACUAACCAGACUAAGCUUCCACCAGUGCAGCUGGACUUUAAGCCCAGGGGCAUCUUUCUUCAGGCGAAUCAUCUCUUUGUCUAUGGCUCUGAGGUGUGGUCAUCCUCAGACAGGGGUGCCACUUUCAAGCAGAUUUUCACUUUGAAGGAUGAGAUGGUCACAGAUGCUCUGUGUUGCACUCUCACAGGAGUUGUGGUGUUCCUCACUAACAAAGGACAUAUAUACCUUAUGAAAACAGGUUUGGACAGGUUUACCUGGCUAAACGAGACUCUGAAAAGGCAGAGCUUUCUGCUGUGUGAUCACAUGGGCAUUCUCCUAGUGGUGAGCCUGGACCCUGAGGCCCCUAUUACCUUCUCCUACAAGACCAUCAACAUCUCCAGACUCAUAGAGGGUUAUGAAAUGGGUUUUAACAGUGCCCUGGCUGUUCAGUACACCACACAGCAGUCAGUUAUACUGCAUGAGUUUGACCACCUCAAAGCUCCACAAAACACCUCUGUAACUGCCCAGCCCAGCCAUUUUUCUAGUAGCCAUGUUGGAAAAGUUGUCUACUUCAGAGCGGGUGGUGAAGUGUUGAUCACAGAGGUCUUUCAGACACCUUUUCUUAGAAGCUUUUCUAGUGUUGCUCUAGGUGAGAUCUUAAAGCCAGUGAGGGGAGUUGAUAUCAUGUCAGAGCCUAUGCAAAGCAAUGACUUGCUGGUGUUGAGGAAAGAUCCACAGAUCUUAAAUGUUUCUCUGCAGUUAGAUGGAACAGCUCCUGCACAAGGUUUUGACCUAGCACAUUUAGGUAGGACAGUGGUGGCUUCCCGUUUUAGUAGCUACCUUAUCAGGGGAAUUGUAGAUCCCGGUGAAGCUGUAGCUGUAGCCACUCUGCCUGCCCUGAUCCCUGCCAGCAUCACCCACAAGGAAGGCGACUGGCUCCUGGUCAGCUCCAAAGGAGAGAACGCCUGGGGCAUGCGGGAGGGGCCAUGUCACCACAUACUGCAGUCAAUGAGUGGUCUGCGCAGAAAUGCCAUGAUACAUGUCGGUGUCCUUGCAAAGGUUAAUUACACAUUCAAAGCCAUCAAGACUGACCGCUCUUUUCCCACAGUCCACAAGAAGCUUAUGAAAGUGGUUCAGACCAACCCAUUUGCUAUGCAGGUCACAUUGAAGCACUCGUGGGACAUCUCUGACAACCACGUGGUUACCAUCAGUGUGUACAACCACCUGUGCAGGAAGGCCAUGACCAUUGUGACAGUGUUCAUCCCGGAGGCAUCUCUGCUCUGCUCUUCCUCCAGUUUCUCCUUUACUCUGCAGAACUCAGGCCCUGAAGGCGUGAGCAUCGUCUACCUGCCGCUGGACCCCAUCAGUGAUCAUGACUGGCUGCACAGCGACCCUCUUGACCACAUGGGCAACAAGCGGCUUUUCAAUCUCUCGGUAAACUAUAUGCCUCCAGCACAACUUGGUAUGCUAAUUCCAUCUUCUGCCAAUAUCUACAAUGCUGAUCCAAGUAAACCAAGACCUCUCCAGCACUACCCCAUCUCCAAGAACUCAGGUCACUACAAACAGUGUGCCGGGAAGAAAUCUGCUAAAGAAUGUGGCUGUACUGAUGCUCUAAGGCUCUCCUCUCUCGCAGUCAACUCUGACUGCAGACAGAGGGUACUUCGUGUGAUGGUGCCUGUCAUCAAAAUCACGCUGUAUCUGAGGCAGGCAUAUCAACCUGACCAGCCACUGCGUUCCCCUUUUUUUGUCACAGUAACAGAAAUCAACAAUCGCACCAACUGGAAUGUCAUAGGAACCCUUCUAACACUCAGUAAGGAUAGGAUGAGACAGCACCCAAAGAAGAGGCUCAGUCAGACUUUCUACAACCCUGAGGGACUGGAGAUCAGUUGCUAUGGUUCUGAGCUGUUUCACUUCCAGAUCUCAGUCAUCUCUGGUGUGGUCCCAUGUGACUUGAUGGAAGAGAUUCAGAUCUAUGUUGAUGAUGCACUUGCCUUCCCAAUUCAGUAUAUGGUCAGUACCAUGAUGGCCAUUGCUCUGGGCAGUUUGCUUCUAUGUCUUUUCUUUCUCAAACACAGUGGCGUCACUCUGCAAACCAAACAGAACAGUACUUGCUUCUUCAGGCGACAACCAUCAAGUGUAGGUCCUUCCGUUUAAAAUCUUUUAAAAUUUGUAGAAUCUGGGAGCUCACAAUUCCCAUCUCCAAAAUGUUAAUUUUAAACAUAAAAUAAACAAACACCCUUGAAUAAUAUCCAGCUUAUUGUUGUUGAAAACUAUGCACUAAGCAAUCAAUUGCUAUAAGGUUAGCUACAAUUACUAAACAGGAUCACGUGA
Electrophorus electricus (electric eel) is the source of this 2803-nucleotide messenger RNA. Lineage: Eukaryota; Metazoa; Chordata; Actinopteri; Gymnotiformes; Gymnotidae. The record is from RefSeq and is a predicted model, not a curated record.